UCUACCUUUCCAACAGUGAAAGAGUUUCUGGAGCUUCGACACCUUUUUCAAAAUGCGGCUGAACAAACAGAACACUUCUUUUGUUUUUAAAAAAAAAUUAGAUUAAUUCCAAGGGAACAAGGACUUUUGGUGAAAAGUGAAAUAUUUAUCUAUUUUAAUGUCAGGUAUGGAGAAUGGGGGGGGGGGUAGUGAAACUGUUCUGUGAACUCUGAACAUUACAGCAGAAGAGCUCAGGCCUGGUUGUACACAGCUGUCUUUCCAUGAACAAUAACUUUUCUUUCUGAAUGGUGAAAGAUGGACCAGUGUAAUCCUGACCAACCUGAUGGAUUUCCACAAUUAAACAAGAGCAGUGUGCCUAAGAUGAAGAGAUCAGACUCACCAGGGCCCAGCUGUGUGUCUAUGAAGAGUGAUGACUCUAUGAAUUUCCCACUAAAUUUUAAAGAUGGAGAAUCCACAGCAGGAUACAGUGAAACCCAGAUGAAGAGAUCAGACUCACCAGGGCCCAGCUCUGUGUCUAUGAAGAGUGAUGACUCUAUGAAUUUCCCACUAAAUUUUAAAGAUGGAGAAUCCACAGCUGGAUACAGUAUCCUACAGCGAGCAAGAAGCAAAACAGAACAGAAGAUCAUAAUCACAGAUACCGGGUUCAAGUCUCUAACUACUGAACCUCAUCUUCAGGAGAGAUGCAAAUUAAAUCUGAUAAAGAAGUUUCAGCAUGUAAAUGAGGUGAUAACAAACCAGGGAAACCCAACACUUCUCAAUGAGAUCUACACAGAGCUCUACAUCACAGAAGGAGACAGUGGAAAAGUCAAUAAUGAACAUGAGGUGAGACAGAUCGAGGCAGCAUCCAGGAGAGCAGCAACAGAGGAAACACCCAUCAAAUGCAAUGACCUCUUUAAGCCCUUAUCUGAAGAAGACAAACCCAUCAGGAGUGUUCUGACAAAGGGAGUCGCUGGCAUUGGAAAAACCGUCUCUGUGCAGAAAUUCAUUCUAGACUGGGCUGAAGGGAAAACAAACCAGGAUGUUCAUCUCAUAUUUCCACUUCCUUUCAGAGAGCUCAAUUUGAUGAAGGAUAAAAACCUGAGUCUGAUGAAGCUUCUUCAUUUCUUUUUUAAGGAGAUAAAAGAAAUGAACAUUUCCAAUCUGCACAAAGUUCUGUUCAUUUUUGAUGGUUUGGAUGAGUGUCGUUUUCCUCUGGAUUUCCAGAACACAGUGAGAUUGUGUGAUGUAACUGAAUCAUCAUCAGUGCAUGUGCUGCUGAUAAACCUGAUCAAAGGGAAUCUGCUUCCCUCUGCUCUCAUCUGGAUCACCUCCCGACCAGCAGCAGCUGAUCAAAUCCCCUCUGAGUGUGUCAAUAGAGCCACAGAGGUACGAGGGUUCAAUGACCCACAGAAGGAGGAAUAUUUCAGGAAGAGGAUCAGUGAUCAGAGCUUGAGCAACAGAAUCAUCACACACCUGAAGUCAUUAAGAAGCCUCUACAUCAUGUGUCACAUUCCAGUCUUCUGCUGGAUUUCAGCCACUGUUCUAGAGAGAAUAUUGGGUGAAGCAGAGAGUGGAGAGAUCCCCAAGACUCUGACUCAAAUGUACACACACUUCCUCAUCAUUCAGACAAACAUUGUAAAGAAAAAGUACACAAAAAGCAGAGAGGCAGAUGAAGAAAUGGUUCUGAAACUGGGUAAACUGGCUUUUCAGCAGCUGAUGAAAGGGAACCUGAUCUUCUAUGAGGAAGACCUGAUGAAGUGUGGCAUUGAUGUGACAGAAGCAUCAGUUUAUUCAGGUGUGUGUACACAGAUCUUCAGAGAGGAGUGUGGGCUUCACCAGAGUAAAGUGUACUGCUUUGUUCAUCUGAGCAUUCAGGAACACCUCGCAGCUCUGUAUGUGCACCUGGUGUUUAUGAAUGAAAAGAGCAAUGUUCUUCAGCAGAGUAGGUUUUCUAAAAUGUCAACAAUGUUCAAAAAAAUUUCAAUCACAGAUGUCCACAAGAGUGCUGUAGACCAGGCUUUACAGAGUAAAAAUGGACAUCUGGAUCUUUUUCUUCGCUUUCUUCUGGGUCUCUCAGUGGAGUCCAAUCAGAUCCUCUUACAGUCCAUAGUGACACAGACAGGUUCCCACAGUAACCAGGAAACAGUUCAAUACAUCAAGAAGAAGAUCAGAGCAAAUCCCUCAACAGAGAAAUCCAUCAAUCUGUUCCACUGUCUGAAUGAACUGGAGGAUCAUUCUCUCGUUGAGGAAAUCCAACACUACCUGCAAUCUGGAAAUUUACACCAACUUAAUCUUUCUUCUUCUCAGUGGUCAGCUGUGGUGUUUGUGUUACUAACUUCUAUGCAGGAAGAGGAUGGGUUUGUUCUUCAGAAAUAUACCAAUGAUCAGAGUAAAUCAAAUGAGGUUCUUCUGAAGCUCCUGCCUGUGGUUGCAGCAUCCAGAAAAGCUCAGUUGAAGAAUUGCGGUCUAAAUGAGAAAGGGUGUGCAGCUUUGGCUUCAGUGCUCAGCUCUGAAUCCUCCAAUCUGAGAGAACUGGAUCUGUCUGGGAAUAAACUCAGAGACUCAGGAGUGAAGCGUCUCUCUGCUGGACUGGAGAAUCCUCACUGCAAACUGGAGACACUGGGGUUGCGUUAUUGUGAAAUCUCAGAUGAAGGCUGUGCUGCUCUGACUUCAGCUCUGAGAUCAAACUCCUCACACCUGAGAGAACUGGAUCUGACUGGGAAUAAACUCAGAGACUCAGGAGUGAAGCGUCUCUCUGCUGUACUGGAGAAUCCUCACUGUAAACUGGAGACACUGAGGUUGCGUAAUUGUGAAAUCUCAGAUGAAGGCUGUGCUGCUCUGACUUCAGCUCUGAGAUCAAACCCCUCACACCUGAGACAACUGAAUCUGUCUGAGAAUAAACUCAGAGACUCAGGAGUGAAGCGUCUCUCUGCUGUACUGGAGAAUCCUCACUGUAAACUGGAGACACUGGGGUUGAGUGAUUGUGAAAUCUCAGAUGAAGGCUGUGCUGCUCUGACUUCAGCUCUGAGAUCAAACCCCUCACACCUGAGAAAACUGGAUCUGUCUGUGAAUAAACUCGGAGACUCAGGAGUGAAGCAUCUCUCUGCUGUACUGGAGAAUCCUCACUGUAAACUGGAGACACUGAGGUUGAGUCGUUGUGAAAUCUCAGAUGAAGGCUGUGCUGCUCUGACUUCAGCUCUGAGAUCAAACCCCUCACACCUGAGAGAACUGGAUCUGUCUGAGAAUAAACUCAGAGACUCAGGAGGGAAGCGUCUCUCUGCUGUACUGGAGAAUCCUCACUGUAAACUGGAGACACUGAGGUUGUGUUAUUGUGAAAUCUCAGAUGAAGGCUGUGCUGCUCUGACUUCAGCUCUGAGAUCAAACCCCUCACACCUGAGAAAACUGGGUCUGACUGGGAAUAAACUCAGAGACUCAGGAGUGAAGCGUCUCUCUGCUGUACUGGAGAAUCCUCACUGUAAACUGGAGACACUGGGGUUGCGUUAUUGUGAAAUCUCAGAUAAAGGCUGUGCUGCUCUGACUUCAGCUCUGAGAUCAAACCCCUCACACCUGAGAGAACUGGAUCUGUCUGGGAAUAAACUCAGAGACCCAGGAGUGAAGCGUCUCUCUGCUGUACUGGAGAAUCCUCACUGUAAACUGGAGACACUGGGGUUGAGUUAUUGUGAAAUCUCAGAUAAAGGCUGUGCUGCUCUGACUUCAGCUCUAAGAUCAAACCCCUCACACCUGAGAGAACUGGAUCUGACUGGGAAUGAACUCAGAGACUCAGGAGUGAAGCGUCUCUCUGCUGUACUGGAGAAUCCUCACUGUAAACUGGAGACACUGGGGUUGUGGGAUUGUAAAAUCUCAGAUAAAGGCUGUGCUGCUCUGACUUCAGCUCUGAGAUCAAACCCCUCACACCUGAGAGAACUGGAUCUGACUGGGAAUAAACUCAGAGACUCAGGAGUGAAGCGUCUCUCUGCUGUACUGGAGAAUCCUCACUGUGAACUGGAGACACUGGGGUUGCGUAAUUGUAAAAUCACAGAUGAAGGCUGUGCUGCUCUGACUUCAGCUCUGAGAUCAAACCCCUCACACCUGAGAGAACUGGAUCUGUCAUGGAAUAAACUCAGAGACUCAGGAGUGAAGCGUCUCUCUGCUGUACUGGAGAAUCCUCACUGUAAACUGGAGACACUGGGGUUGCGUAAUUGUGAAAUCUCAGGUGAAGGCUGUGCUGCUCUGACUUCAGCUCUGAGAUCAAACCCCUCACACCUGAGAGAACUGAAUCUGUCAUGGAAUAAACUCAGAGACUCAGGAGUGAAGCGUCUCUCUGCUGUACUGGAGAAUCCUCACUGUAAACUGGAGACACUGGGGUUGCGUGAUUGUGAAAUCUCAGAUGAAGGCUGUGCUGCUCUGACUUCAGCUCUGAGAUCAAACCCCUCACACCUGAGAGAACUGGAUCUGUCUGAGAAUAAACUCAGAGACUCACAAAAGGAGAAACUCUUCAGUCUUAAACUCCAGAACUUGAGGUUGAGUUAUUGUGAAAUCUCAGAUGAAGGCUGUGCUGCUCUGACUUCAGCUCUGAGAUCAAACCCCUCACACCUGAGAGAACUGGAUCUGUUUGUGAAUAAACUCAGAGACUCAGGAGUGAAGAAACUCUUCAGUCUUAAACUCCAGAACUUGAGUUCAUCAUCUGAAGAAUCUUCAUCUGAUACCGACUCCAGUGAAGAUAUUUUUGAAUGAAAUGUGCUCGACUCACAGCAGCAUUUCCUGGACAGUUUUCUCUCACAUCGGAGAAUGAAGAACAUUUUGGUGAUUUUGCAGAAACGUGUACACAGUGGAUCAGAGACCCACCACUUAUCAGCCAAUCAACUAAUAAUAAUGUUCAUGAAGCCCUCAUUCACAACGCCAUACAUUUUAAAUUCCAUUGGUGUGUGUGUGUGUGUGUGUAAGCUUGUGUGUUUGUAGAAGAAGAAACCUUUAUUCGUCAUAUGCACACUUCAAGCACAGUAAAAUUCAUCCUCUGCAUUUAACCCAUCUGAAGCAGUGAACACACACACACACACUCAAAGCAGUGGGCAGCCACACCAGAGCGCCCGGGGAGCAGUCAGGGGUUCGGUACCUUGCUCAAGGGCACCUCAGCCCAAGGCCGCCCCACAUCAACCUAACUGCAUGUCUUUGGGGGAAACCGGAGCACCCGGAGGAAACCCACGCAGACAUGGGGAGAACAUGCAAACUCCACACAGAAAGGCCCUCGCCGGCCGCUGGGUUUGAACCCAGAACCUUCUUACUGUGAGGCAACCGUGCUAACCACUACACCACCGUGCCGCCCAUAUGUCUAAUUGAAACAAUUCCUUGGGAAAAAAUAAAGUUGCAACAAAAUAA
Molecule: messenger RNA, 5355 nt
Organism: Neoarius graeffei (lesser salmon catfish)
Lineage: Eukaryota; Metazoa; Chordata; Actinopteri; Siluriformes; Ariidae
Product: NACHT, LRR and PYD domains-containing protein 12-like
Exons: 19
Coding region: 295-4713 (1472 amino acids)
Molecular function (GO): protein binding
Source: RefSeq, a predicted model, not a curated record